AACUGUGGGAGCCAAACUGGAGGGAAGCUCGACCAGUUUCUCACAACCAGCGCCGAGAAACCAGUGCAGAGAAACCAGUGCAAACCAGCAUGGUGUGGAAAUUCUGGAAGUUACGGUUGUGUCUCUCUUGGAAGUGUUUUGCCUGCAUGGGAGUGAAUUAAAGGAGUGUUUUUUUUUCCCUCUCUACGUCGAAGUCGGAGUUGGAGUGUCAACAACAGUGUGGCCGGCUGGAGUUCUGCUCGGAAAACUGUUUAGGAACAAAUAAUCCGGGUUGUUUGUGUUUCCAGACCGAGCAGAGCUUUAAAUAAACGGAUUUCGAGUUGGACUAUCUGAACAUAAAGGAAGGAAUUAAUAGAGAAGGAGGAAUUUGGCGCCGUGGACGAGCCCUACAAUCACUGACGGUCGAGCUUCUCAAACUGUGCGCAGAGAAGUGGAGAAACUGGGUAAAAUGAGCGGAGGGGAUGUGGUGUGUUCGGGCUGGCUCAGAAAGUCUCCGCCGGAAAAAAAGUUGCGCCGUUAUGCAUGGAAGAAGCGGUGGUUCAUUCUGCGCAGCGGCCGCAUGACGGGAGACCCGGACGUGCUGGAAUACUACAAGAAUGACCACGUGAAGAAGCCCAUCCGCGUGAUCGACCUGAACCUGUGCGAGCAGGUGGACGCCGGGCUCAGCUUCAACAAGAAGGAGCUGGAGCACAGCUUCAUCUUCGACAUCAAGACCAUCGACCGAGUCUUCUACCUGGUAGCCGACACCGAGGAGGAGAUGAACAAGUGGGUGCGCAGCAUCUGCGACAUCUGCGGCUUCAACCCCACCGACACGGACGACUCGGUGAAGGUGUCUCACCAAGCUGCAGGAGGAUUGGUGGUGGACAUGCCUUCUCGCCUUGGGAUGGUUGGAUCCUCAACACAGCCCAGUGUACCGCCUCCAUACCAGCCUGUUAGUGUUGGACCUCUAGAAUCCUCGUCUAGCCUGGAUGACACACAGGACUACCUGCUACUUCUUCACUGUGAGAGCAAGAAACCUGAGCCCAGCAGUGCUGUUCCUCAGUCUCAGAGAGAGGUGGAGCAGGAGUACCUGCUUUUAGAAGAUUGUGAGAGCAAGUGUGCUCCUCCUGACAUUCUACAUGACUGCUCCAAGUCUACCUCCUCGGAGCCGGACUGCAACGACAACCUCCCAUCCCAUCGCACCCCCACCUCGUCCUCAGCAAAGCACACCUCAGUGAACGGCUUCUUCUCCUCUCAGCACGCCCCGCUGUACGACUCUCCUCCAGUGCGGGGGGCCAGCGUGUCGGCCGAGGCUCAGGCCCUCUACCAGCUUCCCCGCAGCAGGUCGCAGGACACGGUGCUGAUGCCCAAGAGCGCCUCCUUGAGCUCCGCCCUGGACGCCGAUCCAGCCGACGUGUACGUUUUCAACACGCCUGCGCGAAAGCCCUCGCUUGAAGCCCAGCUCAGGUACAUGUCUGUCAGUUACGACAUCCCGCCCACACCCGGCGGCAACUGCAACUAUCAAGUGCCCCGCACCGCCGGCGAGCCCGCCGGGUCGGACGUAGUGCCACCUCCUCGGCCGCCCAAACCUUCAGCCACCCCGGCGCCCGAUCGCUCUCCCACAGACACUUACGUUGUUCCCAGGUCAGUCUCAGAAACAGACUCGAACUACUGUGUGCCUUCAGGACCUGGAUCAAGCAAAACUCUGAGGAGCAACACUAUCGGAACUGCAGAUUCUGGACGCCUGCGCAAGGAUUACGGAUCAUCUCAAGACUGUUAUGACAUCCCCAGAUCAUUUCCUACAGACAGAAACUGUUCUUUUGAGUUCAAUGAACCCUUCAACAAUUACAUGAAAAAUAAAGGCAUGGUGCCAGUCGGGACCGAGGAGAUGGAUGAGAACUACGUGCCUAUGAGUGCAAAUUCCCCUUCACAUCACCAUUCAGGUAGCCUCUCGGAACUCACCAUGGAGCCCAACUAUGUGCCAAUGACCCCAGGCUCGGAGUUCCCCUCUUUGGGGAAGCAGGUGCCACCUCCAGCGCACAUGGGCUUUCGCUCCAGCCCCAAAACACCACCACGUAGGCCCAUGCUUAACACCGACUGCCAACCGCCACCGGUCGACCGCAACCUCAAACCUGACCGCAAAGGUCAGAGUCCUAAAAUAAUCAGAGCUAAUCGGAGUGUCGGUCUUGAGCGAACCGACUCUCAAACCAUAGGCGAUUUCUCCAGACGUCGUAAGGCCAAGCCAGCUCCUUUGGUCAUCCAGCGGGUCCCUGAGUGUGAGGAUUUUGUUACACCAGUGCAUUCACCCGUCACCAGGUCCUUCACCAGGGACCCCUCCAGGUUCCACAUGCCAGCCAGACCGCCGUCAGUGCAUAGCACAGCCUCCAGCACCGACUCUGAGGAAUGUGAGGAGAAUUAUGUCGCCAUGCAAAAUAACAUGGCUACAGAUGAAACAAACAUGAAACCGCACAUGAAUACCAAAGUGGAGUAUCUGGACUUGGACCUGGACCCUGGCAAAUCCACUCGAAAGACUAACCCGACUACCGUGGCAGUGUCCGAUGAGCGGGUCGAUUAUGUGUUAGUGGACCAGCAGCGCACUCAGGCUCUAAAGAACACUCGAGAAGCCUGGAAAGACGGUCGACAGUCCACUGAGAAUGACACCCCCACCAAAGGCACCAAGUGAUCCCUUGAAACUCUUGCCCCCACCCCCUCCACACCCCUCGAGCCUUUCUUCUGGAUCCACACUGGUAUUGGGCGUUGUGUGAAAGUAGACCCCUGCCUCCACCUGCCCCUUCACCCCAUGCCCCUGUUUUUUAACUAGAUUAUACUGUGAUAGAGAAGCUGAUCGAGUUCCCGGAUCAGCUGGUUUACACUGCCACCUGGCUGAGGGAAAGGUCACAGCAAGGACGAGAGCUGGGCUUCCACGGCUGCGCGUAUAAGCUGAGAUGAUUGACAGGACGUGUACUGUAGCGCGAGUCAGGACUGAAGAAACUGCUUCACCUCAGUGCUCUGUGCUCCUGUGAAAACGAUGCUAACGGAGCAGCAAGAGACUUUUCAUUUGUAUCAAGUGAACACUUGCUGCAUUCUAGAUUUUCCAUGUUGACUUUCAGUCUGGGUUUUUUUUAUUUGUCAUCCACAGACACUCACCCUUUUACAGUUCUAGCUCAUGGAGGAAAAUGUCUCAACAACCACUUCUAGUUUUUUAGUUUUGCAUUUCACACAGCUGCCAUGAUCGGGUUAUGAGAAUGUUGUGUUAAUAUAAAAAAUUCUGCUCUGUUCAGUUUUAUGUGAAACUUAAAAAAGUGUUGGUACAUCUCUCUCUCUCUCUCUCUCUCUCUCUCUCUCUCUCUCUCUCUCUCUCUCU
This is a messenger RNA of Trichomycterus rosablanca, 3343 nucleotides long. It is a transcript of the gene gab1, whose product is annotated as GRB2-associated binding protein 1. Gene Ontology annotation, cellular component: cytoplasm. NCBI's taxonomy places the organism in Eukaryota, Metazoa, Chordata, Actinopteri, Siluriformes, Trichomycteridae. Gene Ontology annotation, biological process: signal transduction. The transcript has 13 exons. The coding region runs from base 449 to 2662 and encodes 737 amino acids. Gene Ontology annotation, molecular function: signaling adaptor activity. The record is from RefSeq and is a predicted model, not a curated record.